This is a messenger RNA of Conger conger (European conger), 2602 nucleotides long. Its product is annotated as ankyrin repeat domain-containing protein SOWAHB. Gene Ontology annotation, molecular function: protein binding. The record is from RefSeq and is a predicted model, not a curated record. The transcript has 12 exons. NCBI's taxonomy places the organism in Eukaryota, Metazoa, Chordata, Actinopteri, Anguilliformes, Congridae. Bases 164 to 1360 code for a protein of 398 amino acids.
GGUGGAGUGAAGUUGGGACGAUCGCUGGUCGAAAGUUUUAUUUAGAUAGCAGAGUUAAAAUGCCGAAAUGAUUCAGCCGCAUACACUUUUAUUGAACUCUUGAAAGUAACGAAGGGAAUAAAUAGGCAUAAACAGGCUGCUAGCUUUUGAACCUCAGGUGAAGAUGGGGGACGUCAGUGAAGAGUCGUUACUGGAAUAUAUUUUCAGAGCAGGGGGAAGGGUUAAGAAUGCAGACUUAUUAAAAACAUACAAACAUUUUAUUAGCCACAAUGACCAGCACUUGCGGGCCAAAUACAGAGAGGAGUUCAAACUGAUCAUUGACAGGAUCGCCGUGGUGAAGUCAGAGAAUGGAGAGAAGUACCUGGUGCUGAAAAAGAAGUACAAGCAGCUGAUGCAGGAGAGAGAGGCCGGCCCCCUCAGACCCAGCAGUACAGCGCAGAGGGAGGGGGGAGAAGCCCCCCGGGGCCCGCGUCGCCUCACCAGCGACCCCACAGAGACGGCGGAGGUGCCAAAGGCUGCCCUGGCGUCCCACAAAGGACCCGCCAUCACCAUCACCGUCACGGAAUGCCCCGAUAAUGAAGGACCUGAAGAGGGGCAGCAGAGAGGGGAGGUGGGGGAGCAGCUCUCUUCCGCUGGGUCUGAGGAAAUUCUGGGCCCAGAUCCCGAGAACCUUCCGGAAGACGCUGCCAUCCCAGCCGACGGGGAAGACCAAGCCGACGGGUUCACGGGUUCAAAGUCAGAACUGGAGCAGGACCUGGAGCAGGAAGAGGAGGGCACAGGCAGCAUAGGAUCCAACUCUGUGGCUUUGGAUCCACUGGAAAAGGAGUGGAUGCAGUCUGCAGCCUGUGGCCGUCUGGCCCAGCUUUCACAGCUGCUCAAACAGGAGCCCUCACUCGCCUACAAGAAGGACUUUACUUCAUUUACCGCCCUGCACUGGGCCGCCAAGCACGGCAAAGGCGACAUGGCGGCCAUGAUGGCCAACGCUGGGGCUGAUGUCAACAUCAAAGCCGGUUACACGCCCCUUCAUAUCGCUGCCCUGCACGGCCAUCAGCACAUCAUCGACCUGCUCAUCGGGACCUACGGUGCGAAAGAGAACGUGCGGGACUACAGCGGACACUUCGCCUGCCACUACCUCAGCACUAGGGAUGAGCCUGGAGAGUUUCCUGGGCUUGAGUGCCAGGCCGCACAGAGCCCAGAGCGGAGGAACAGGAAGCUGGUGACCCUCUUUCACCACAAAAGCUCCGGCGGGGCCCGAAAAAAGUGGGGCUCGGUGGAGGACCUGGGCCCGGGGGGUGAGGAGAGGGCCACACCACACCAGCUGGCCCUGCCUGCCUUCAGGCCCCGGAAGUUCUCACGCUAAGGCACACGCAGAGCGGUACCAGGCUGGUGACGAUUCCGUUGCUACUCUCCAAACCAGUGGCUACUCUCCUGGUAGUUUUCAUUAUUUCUGGGACGUGUGACCAGUACACCGAGUGACCAGGCACCUGAGGCUUGGCCCCUGUGGUCAUCUUAAGGAAUGGUCUUUCACUGUUUGUUGAGGAGCUGAAACAAAGCAUUAAGUAGCUACAGUAAAUGUAUUCAGUUCAGGGCUCCCUUAGCCCUUGACAAUGAUAAUAUCUGCAUCCAGGAAAAUUAGGUUGCACCAAAAAUCAUACAUUUAUCCUUUAAAUGUCAUUGGAAAGUCAGAACUGAGUUUAGUUGGAGCCUUGAUCAAGAACCAGUCCAGUAGCUUCACGAUAAGGUGACUAUUGCUGAUUAUGAUGUACAUAAACAGAUUAUAAGCUUUAUUUUAAGAAGACAUUUUAGUAACCAUAAGCAAGGUAUUAUGAAAAACCUACAUAUGCAACCAAAGAUUCUUAUGAGAAUAUUAUUUUCAGUUUGUUAAAUUUGCUUCAGGAUAAGUUGAGGCAAAAUCCAUUUUGUGUGUUGUUUAGCAAAAUCUAGAUGGUAUCUGCAUCUGUUACAGGUCAGCCAACUCAGUUUCCUGUUCAGAGAUUUCUGACUUUUCUCACAUAACAUGCACUGUAUGAAGAAAUGUAUGGAGAAGGAGACAACCAGUCACAAAAUGUGUUGGUAUUGAAUGAUAUCAAAUAUCAUUUGUAUUGAUAUCAGUGUUGUGAUACAAUCAGUAUUUUUACCAUUUUAGAGGUAGAUUUUCUUUAUUCACUAUAUAUUUCUGUGCGCCAUCAACUCAUGUUACGUGCUAUUUGUAAAUAUUACAGAAUAGCUGAAAAUACACACCAUAACUCUUACCUUAAUCACUUUGAUUCCUGUAAAACAUAUAAUCCUUACUUCCAUUCUGGAUUUUUAUUAUGAUUUCUGGGUUUUACAUAUUAUUAUGUACAUUUGAAUUGAAUUUAUUUUUUGUACUGUUUGUGUUUACUCCUCAAAUUGUAACCCUUUGCUCCCCUGUCAAAAUACCAAAAGCAUCAUUGCAAAAGCUUAUUUUGCACACUUGUAUUUAAUAUGUAAAUUGUAGUUUUGUAAUUGACCCACAUUGCCUUUUUACGCUAUGUGCAUUAUCGGCGGGCUGAAGGUGUACUGAGAUUGUGGACAAUUUGGUUCUGCCAAAUAAAGAACAAAGGAUCAUUGAGCCAAAGAA